AAAAAAUAUAAAUAUUUAUAUCAGAUUAAAAAUAGUAUUUCAGGGAGAAAGUAUUUCUUGAUUACUGAAAUAUUAUAGUUUUUGUGUGUUGAAAAGUUUCUGAAUUGCUGAAACAACGAACACUGUUCAGUCUCUUAAAGAGUUUUAUACAGUUUGAAACUAGAUAGCCCAGCACAAGCUAUCAACAAGUACAGUACCAAACCUACAUAACCUGAAGACUUCAAGAUUUGACUUGGUGGCAAUAUAGUGCUAAAGAAGUUUUCAGUACCAGUACUCAAUAUCUUGGAGACCUCCACUAAGCGAUUGACGAUUUAUACUGACUUCUCUUCAUAGCAAGUGUACCGAACGUUUCACGAUGACGUCAGUUCCUGUGACACCCUGCAUCAGGCAGUUAUUAGACGCCGAGAAAAUAGCGGCAGAAAAAGUCGCCGAAGCAAAGAAACGUCGCGAGCGUAAACUGAAACUGGCCAAAACUGAAGCUUUGGCUGAAAUAGAGCAGUAUCGGCAGGAGAGAGAAAGGGAGUUUCAGAAUUUUGAGAAUAAACAUGCGGCUCUUCGCGCCAAAAUCACGGCGAGAAUCGACAUGGAAACCAGGAAGAAACUGGACAUUAUGAGGUCCACAGUUACUCGCAAUAGGAAAAGCAUGAUUGAGAAGAUAUUGGAACUUGUUUUUAAAAUUCCUGAGUAUUAAAAUGUUUGCUACAAUGAAAAAUUGAUGCUUUUAUUAAUUUUCUUUACAUAAUAAUAAUUCAUUUAUUUGAUUCAUAUAGGUACAUGAAUAUAAAGCUGG
Messenger RNA from Nilaparvata lugens (brown planthopper), 790 nucleotides. Its product is annotated as V-type proton ATPase subunit G-like. Gene Ontology annotation, biological process: proton transmembrane transport. The transcript has 2 exons. Lineage: Eukaryota; Metazoa; Arthropoda; Insecta; Hemiptera; Delphacidae. Gene Ontology annotation, molecular function: proton-transporting ATPase activity, rotational mechanism. Gene Ontology annotation, cellular component: vacuolar proton-transporting V-type ATPase complex. Bases 356 to 691 code for a protein of 111 amino acids. The record is from RefSeq and is a predicted model, not a curated record.